Messenger RNA from Phoenix dactylifera (date palm), 2858 nucleotides. Lineage: Eukaryota; Viridiplantae; Streptophyta; Magnoliopsida; Arecales; Arecaceae. The record is from RefSeq and is a predicted model, not a curated record.
CCAGCAUUCUUUAGGUUCUUGGCUUUGGUUCUGUGAGAGUGGGAAGGUGGUGUUCCGAAGUUUACAAGCUUUUAACUAAGCUUGAGUUCUGGUUCUCCCUGUUUUGCUUUCUCUCCCGUUCCGUUUGCUGCCACUUCCCCUCUCUCUCUCUCUCCCUCCCCCUCCAGAGAGGCAAUCGGAUCUGGUCGUUGUCGGAGGCGGGUGGGUAGCGGUUGCGGCGAAGGCUUUCUCCCCGCCAUUUUUCACGCCAGGAAGUCUCUAUAUACGAGCAAUUAAUCCUUUCUCGCCAUAUUCAUUUCCUUAGAUAUAGGUACGAAACGGCAUCUAGCCUUCUUUCUUCUCUCUCUCUCUCUCUCUGGGGUUUGUUUGCCUUGGGAUCAGGUUCUCUCUCUGGGUUUUGUUUGCUUUGGGAUCAGAUUCCUCUCAGUGCUCGUGAACUGUAACUGCUGGGGAAAGGGAGACGAGGUUCAGGGGUUCAAGUCCCAAGGUUGGUUGAUGUUGCUCCCGGACAAAAAGAGCUAGGCUAAAAGCGCUCUCUCUCCUUCCCUCUCUCCCCUUCUCUCCCGAGAAGUACUCGAUCUUGCUGAGUUGGAUCAAAGAAGCGGCAACAAUCGCUCAGAAGCACAGCAAAUACUUGGGCUGACAGCAAGGGAAUCCGAGUGCUGCAACCGGACUUGAUACAUCGACGAGAAUAUGGAUGCUUUCUCACGUGUUCCUCCAGGUUUUCGAUUCCAUCCUUCUGAUGAAGAACUUGUGGAUUACUAUCUUAGAAAAAAAGUUGCUUCAAAAAAGAUUGACCUAGAUGUAAUAAAGGAUGUUGAUUUGUACAAAAUUGAGCCAUGGGAUCUUCAAGAAAAAUGUAGGAUAGGAGCAGAAGAACAGCUUGAAUGGUACCUUUUUAGUCACAAAGAUAAGAAGUAUCCAACUGGCACUCGCACUAAUAGAGCAACAGCAGCAGGAUUUUGGAAAGCCACUGGAAGAGACAAGCCAAUUUACUCAAAGCAUAACCUCAUUGGCAUGAGGAAGACUUUAGUAUUUUAUAAAGGAAGAGCACCUAAUGGGCAAAAGUCAGAUUGGAUCAUGCAUGAGUAUCGGCUUGAAACUCAUGAAAACGGGCCUCCCCAGGAAGAAGGUUGGGUUGUCUGCAGAGUGUUCAAGAAACGAGUGCCUACAGUAAGAAAACCAAGUGAGCUUGAGUCUCCUUGUUGGUAUGACGAACAAUCAUCCGUCAUGCAAGACUGCCUUGAUUCCCCAAAUAGUAUUUCGAUGCAGCCUAACAUGGCGUACCACCAGCAUCUUCAACUACAAAGAGAGACAAAAAUGCACUGCCACUUGCCAUAUGAACCUUUCUACCAGCUCCCUCAACUAGAGAGCCGUAAACUUCCUAACUACAUCAACCAUGGAAACUCCCUCCAAUCCUUUACUUCUUCGGAGGACAAAACAGUGCAGCCUAGCCACCAACUUCAGAUGGUCACGUUUUAUAAUACCAGUGGAGAUAUAGAGCAAGCAGUUGAGCAAGUUACAGAUUGGAGAGUUCUUGACAGGUUUGUUGCUUCUCAGCUUAGCCAUGACGUAACAAAAGGACCUGAGUAUUCAGAUACAGCUGAUAUUCUUCAAGUUUCCGGUAAACAAGAAGUGGCAGUGGAGUAUGCUUCAACAUCCACCUCAAGCUGCCAAAUUGAUCCAUGGAAGUGAAACAGUAUAAUGAUGGAAUUAGACGUAUAUAUAAUUAGUGAUCUUAGGUAAUAUGAUAUCAAUCAGAUGGACAAGGCAUGAUUAUGGCUUUUGUACAUAAGCGACUGAAAAUUGUAGCAUCAGUUGUGCUUCAGACAUUUGUAGUAGUAGCUGAUGAGGAAUAACUGAUAUGAAUAAGGUGAUGGUUGAUGCAGUUGAGGGUUUUGAUGAACAAAUCAGCUUUGUUGUUCAAUGCAUAUAUAUGUCUUGUGGGCAGAAUUUAAAAACAGCAAAUAAGUAAUGAUAGAAUUCAAGAAAACUUUAAAUGUUUCAAAAAAAAAAGACCAUAAUUAGCAAAAAGGAAAGAAAGAAAAAAAAGAAAAAGAUUAGGAGGCUGCUUGCUCUGGAAAGAGGUAUAAAAGUCAGAAACGGGAAAUCUUUGUAUAUAAGAAAAUAGUGUCCUAAGUAAUAAAACUAAAUCAGCAAUAAUAAUAUAAUUGUGUUGUUUAUAAUUGCAGCUUUUAACAGGUUAUUUCAAAUCCAAGUAGAUGCAUUCUUCAGUAAGGUCCAACAAGUGCAGGUGCAUGACAUGCUUGCCUAUUGAUUGAGCUCGAGCUCUACUGUUGAAAUUUAAGCUCUGAUUACAGAAUACAUUAAGGUUAUUCUAAACUGCUGCACAUUAUAUGCCUAAAAGUCAAAAAUUAAUGUAGUAGGAUUUUUUUUUGCAUAAAGAAUGAUGCAAUUUUGUAUUUUUCUAAUGAAAAUCGUAGCAUUCUUCCAGAAGCAAAAAGAUCAUCUUCAAAUAAAACAAUUAUUAACAUCCUCAGAUGUGACAAGUUGUUCUACUACUUUGUAAUGCAUAUAUAUUUAUUAUUUGGACAUCAAGUUAUAUCUUGACAUAAUAUUCUAGUUGUAUAUCAUGAAUUCAAACCAUGAGCAAUGUUUGCAAAUUCAUAUAAUUUUUUGGGGGAAAAAUGAACUAAUGCAGAAUAAUUAUUUUUACAAACAAUACAAUAAAGUUACACCUUGUGAAGUUUUUGUUUGUUAAUUAAUUUUUAAAAGAAGUAAGUAGUAACACUCCAUCUUCGACUACCAGAAAAGAGCAAGUAUAAUCAAGAGAAAUUAAGAGGCUCCCUACCUUACUUCCUAAAGAAAAUGAUUCCAUCCUUAGCAAAAAAAAAAAA